Molecule: messenger RNA, 1407 nt
Organism: Candidozyma duobushaemuli
Lineage: Eukaryota; Fungi; Ascomycota; Pichiomycetes; Serinales; Metschnikowiaceae
Product: mitochondrial 37S ribosomal protein uS4m
Exons: 1
Coding region: 1-1407 (468 amino acids)
Biological process (GO): positive regulation of translational fidelity
Cellular component (GO): mitochondrial small ribosomal subunit
Molecular function (GO): structural constituent of ribosome; rRNA binding
Source: RefSeq, a predicted model, not a curated record
AUGCCCAGAAGAGCCCAUAACCUCCUCUCGGCCACGAGGGGGCGCGUCCGUGCUUCUAUGAACAAGGGCAAUCUCUUUAACUUGUUCAAAAAGGGCCCUACCAAGUACAACCAACAGACAUUGUACCAGCAAAAAUGGAAAGCCAAGCAGGAAACCAGAGCCUACCACGGAGAGCACUUGGGUGAAAAGCGCUGGAAGGCCGUAUUCAAGCCUAAUCUUAAUUCCGUGGCCCAGUUGGAUGCUUCUUUGCAGGGUAAGAAGGUCAACUUCACGCCUAAUGCCAUGCAGACAUAUGCUACUUUGGAGAAGAGACUUGAAGUGGCUCUUUUCAGAGCCAUGUUCGCCUCGUCCGUCAGACAGGCUCGUGAGUUUAUCAAAGGUGGCCACGUGAAGGUGAACGGUGUGGUGAUGAAGCACCUGUCGUUUCCUUUGAGCAGUGGAGAUAUUUUCAGCAUCAAUCCAGAAAAGGCUCUUCUAGCCAUGGGCAGAGUCAAACCUAGUUUGGAACAGGCUGUUAAAGUUGACAAAAAGCAGAUUGGUGCUUGGAACAACUACGUCAAGACGGCCAAGCAGCAUCCAAAGGAAGUGUGGGAAUUGAAGCAGAACAAGCCUCCCACCUUGAACACCUUGAACGAUCAGGCAGCUUCCAAGACUGUUUCCGCCAAGUCGUACAAUGAAGGUCUUGAAAAGGCCAUGCUUGAGGAGCAGAGAAAAACCACCAGAGAGUCUAUCUUGUCUAAGAUCUUGACGGUGGCUGCAAACAAGCCAGUGGAGGAACUCCAACCUGAGGCCUUCAAGAGCAUACUUCCCAACAAAGACGAUGCUUCCAAGGCUUUGAACGCAUACAAGAUCUUGAAGGAGGCCGAGGCUUCCGUCAUUGGCAAGACUUCUGUGGAAGAUUGCAAGAAGUACAUCUCCACCAAGUCCACCGAAUUCAAGAGCAAGGACGAGGCCAGGAUUGCCUCUCAGGCCAAGAAGAUUUUGCUGGAAGUUCUCAGCUCCCACUUGGAGUUCCUCCGCGUCAACUGCGAGAACUCUAAGAUUCCCGAGGGCUCCAUCUCCAUGCCUUACAGCCCAGACUUCGCUAAGAAGUUGAAGACGCACGCCAAGUUGGACAAGGAUGCUAUUCUUGAGGACGAGAGCACUGCCAAGGUUAAUUUGCCCUGGCAAAAGGGCCUUUUUGGCCGUCAGGACCCAUCGAAGCCAUACUUCUCACCAUGGACACCCAGACAAUUCCUCGGAGCCUUUGCGGUGUUGCCUCACCACCUUGAAAUCUCGUUCGAGACAUGUCAUGCUGUUUACUUGGCCGACCCUGUUGCCAGACCAGGCCACUCCGAGGUGAUUUCUCCAUACGGUCUUCCCACCCAUGAGAGAGCUUUCUUGUACUACGCCAGAAAGGGAAUGUAA